Molecule: messenger RNA, 2410 nt
Organism: Misgurnus anguillicaudatus (oriental weatherfish)
Lineage: Eukaryota; Metazoa; Chordata; Actinopteri; Cypriniformes; Cobitidae
Gene: tmem39a
Product: transmembrane protein 39A
Biological process (GO): negative regulation of autophagosome maturation; negative regulation of autophagosome assembly
Cellular component (GO): endoplasmic reticulum membrane
Source: RefSeq, a predicted model, not a curated record
UGACAAACGUGCGCCUGCGCCCUAGCCUCGUGGAGUCGCUGAGCUGAUGACGUCACGUGACGCAGACGUCGGUUUGCCACGUCGGUCUGUCCGCUGUAACGGCUGCACGCGGAACUUCUCUAACUUUUUGUUUUGCAUCUUAAACCGUUAAUAACCCGCAGCGCACGAGCGCAAACACGCGCGCAAAGCCCAAACUGCCGACGGUCUCAUCAGGAUCUCAACAGCGUCUCGUGGUGUGAAAGAAAGAGAGAAACAGAUGUUGUUGAGUUUGGGUGACUGAUGUGCGCGCUCAUGAUUCAUGUGCGUGGCCGGGCUGCAUUGGGCCGAGACGUAAGGACGUGGUCACUUGGAGCGGCUGGCAUCGCGGUUGCCGUGGGAGCUGGAGAUGCCUGGUGGCCGCAGGGGUCCGAGUAGACAGCAGUUGAGUCGCUCAGCAUUGCCGUCCCCGCAGACGCUGGUGGGCGGCGGCCUCAGCAAUGGGACGAACCUCAGGUGCAGGAGCAUUAAUUCAGUGGGUCUGUCGGCUCCGCCCAUCACAGCCCUCAUCACUCCAGAACCCGUCCGCCAUUCCCGAAUUCCCAAUCUUCCUCUGGACAGUAACCUGCUGUUUGAGUCUCUGCUCUUUCUUUACCUGCUGGUGGCGCUGUUCGUUCAGUACAUCAACAUCUACAGGACGGUGUGGUGGUCCACAUACACCCACCACUCAGCUUCUGCAUCGCUGAAUCAUCUGGCCAUCUUUAUCACCGUGAUGUUGGCCAGAAGACUGGUGUGGACAAUCAUCUCCGAGGCAUCUCAGACGAGUCCCUCAUCUUUUGUGCAGUAUGUGGUUCUGAUAGCGGCCCGUCUGAUCCUCCUGACGCUGUGUGGCUGGGUUUUGUGCUGGACUCUUCUCAACCUCUUCAAGAGUUACUCCGUUCUUAACUUGCUCUUCCUGGGCUAUCCGUUCGGAGUGUACGUGCCGUUAUGCUGCUUCCAUCAAGAGGGUCGAGCUCAAGCCACCCCGACAGACUGCAGCUACUCGGAGCAGGACGGGACCCUCCGCCCCAAAGACUUUCUUACCCUACUGCGGGAAAACCUUCGAGAGCAGUUCACUAGUCCCGCCCACAGCCCGACCCACACCUGCCCUCCAUCACCUGAGCUCAUCCGCAGCGAAGUCGAAGAGCUUAAGACCGACUUUAACCGGCGGAUUAAAGAAGUGCUCUUCAACUCGCUCUUCAGCGCUUACUACGUGGCCUUUCUACCACUGUGCUUUGUCAAUAGUACGCAGUAUUACGACAUGCGCUGGUCGUGCGAGCAUCUGAUCAUGGUGUGGAUCAAUGCGUUUGUUAUGCUGAUGUGUCAGCUGCUUCCUCCCAGUUACUGCGACCUCCUGCAUCGCUCGGCCGCGCAUCUGGGCCGCUGGCAGAGACUGGAACCUGGUUCCUAUAGCAACACCCCACAGCACAUAUGGUCUGACAGCACCAUCUGGCCGCAGGGUGUUCUUGUGCGACACAGCAGAUGUCUUUAUAAGGCCGUCGGGCCGCACAAUGUGGCGUUCCCCUCAGAUGUCUCGCAUGCCAGAUUUUAUUUUCUCUUCCACAAGCCCCUGAGGAUUUUAAAUCUUCUGAUCGGGAUCGAGUCGAGCGUGGUGCUGUAUCAGCUGUACUCGCUGCUGCGGUCCGAGCGCUGGAACCACACGCUCUCGCUGGGACUCGUUCUUGUCUGCAACUACUACGUCCUCUUCAAGCUGUUGCGUGAUCGUAUCGUGCUGGGUAAGGCGUACUCGUACCCGCUUGGCGGUGCCGGCUUGGGAAUUAAAUCGCAGUGAGGAGAUGAACUUUAUGCGAAAGACUCUUGUAGAGACUGCAAACUUCUCUUGCUCAAUUUUUGCUUUUGAUACGGUUCGUUUUUCAUGCAACGUUUGUAUCUAUUUAAUAAAAUAUUUUAUUUUGUAUACUGUUACACACACAAAAAAAAACAUGAACACGGGCAUUAUGCCGUGAUGUCGUAUCCUCUUCUCUCGAGUUGUAAACGAGGGAGACGGUUAGUGUUUUAUGUGAUGUCCAAAUUCUGCUAAGGAAUACAGCAGAAAAGCCAAUCCCACAAGCCCCUCCCUGAACUGACCAAUCACAACACGGGAAUUGAUCUAGCGCUGUGUUAUUGUUUCCAUCCUUACUGUGUUGGUGUGUUAUCUGUUCAUCUUAUAUUUGUUUCCAUCAGUCUGUGUAGAGAAGAAGAAAGUACGGUCAGACACAGAGUCUGUUUUCAAAGCGUUGUCUGCUAGGAUCUUUAUUCCCUCUUCGUGUUAACUCUGUGCCAAAUCCCAGUGGCCGUCCCGUCGUUCUGAGUGGCCGAUCCAGCUUGCAGUAUUUUACAAAACAGCAUUGUUUUAAAGUUUCAGUGACAUCCAGAAUAAAACUGAAAAAAUCUG